Molecule: messenger RNA, 2208 nt
Organism: Rhopilema esculentum
Lineage: Eukaryota; Metazoa; Cnidaria; Scyphozoa; Rhizostomeae; Rhizostomatidae
Biological process (GO): anatomical structure morphogenesis; regulation of transcription by RNA polymerase II
Cellular component (GO): nucleus
Molecular function (GO): DNA-binding transcription factor activity, RNA polymerase II-specific; RNA polymerase II cis-regulatory region sequence-specific DNA binding
Source: RefSeq, a predicted model, not a curated record
CCGUUUGCCGACUGACAGAAACACAAACGCCCUUGCGCAGUACACAGACGAGUCAGCAUAAGCACUUGACCGUCGGUAAUAGAUACGCAAAGGAAAGACAACCUUUUUAUACGCGGGCAAAGAAAGAGUGUACACUUGAGCUGAUUGACAUGGAUUGUGUAACGGCAAACACCAUCUCAAGAUUAAUUGUGUUUUAAUGCAGUAUCUCCACUCUUCGAGAGCGUCUGGAUCUUUUGCGAAUUACCAAGAUUAAGUUUAGGGUCACAACUGGGUGCAACAAUUCACUAGUCAAUUAAAAUAACAAGCAAGUUUUUCAGAGCCGAUCGUAUUUUAAUGAGAAUCUGUCUGUUGGUUUUGGUGCUCAGAAAUACAAACGAGGAAAGUCGCAAGGCUUGGGGAUUUUGCCAAGAGGCCAGUGAAGUAAUCUUAGGUCAGAAAUUCAGUCAGAGACUAAGCAGCCACUCGAAGGAGGCUUACUGAGAAGAUAGAAUCUGUACAGCAGAGAAGAAGCAUUAGCUUUCCAUUCACAGCGCUAGCUGGAUCCUUGAAAAGAAAACUGUGCAUUUAAUAUAGCGUCCUCGCUUUGCGUCGGAAGAGCCUUUCUUUGAAUUGAGAAACUGUUGUGAGCGCAGUGUCUGGGUUCAUCUUAAUAAAGUCUCUCAACAAGUAAACGCGAAGUGCCAGCUCAAAGAGAGCGACUGAGUAUUCACAAGACAAAUCGAAGCAGGCUUAGAAUUGGCAGCUUUGUUGGCAGAAGGGUCACAGAAUUGUAAUUUGUUAGCAAUGGCGUUGGUAAACCCACCAGUUACAAGCGUGGAUCACAACUGUGACAAGACGAUUGGGGAAAACGAAACGAUACGAGAUGAAAAAGACCAGGCCAUAGAACCUAUUCAAGAUCAAGAAAAGUCAGCUCAGUCGUUUUCAGAAGAUUGUGGGAUUGAUCAUAGGCUUCGCAGACAAAGAACACAUUUCACUGUCAAUCAAUUACAAAAACUUGAAGCUUGCUUUGCCAGGAAUAGAUACCCCGAUAUGGCUAUGAGAGAAGAUAUUGCCCAAUGGACGGCCCUCACUGAAUCACGUGUCAGGAUCUGGUUUAAGAAUCGCCGUGCCAAGUGGAGAAAGAAAGAGCGCCAUCUUGAAAGGCCAGACAUGUUUAAUUUUGCAACGCGAUUGGAUUCAGCAUGCGCGUUUGACCGCAGACCACAGUAUUCGUCGUCCGUCUACGGUGUGCCAAACUAUUCUCCUUGCUCCAGCUCUGAUUACAGCCGAAAUGGUCAUUAUUACCCGCAAAAUUCCCAUUGGUACUUGGAUUAUCAAAAGAGCACUUCUCCUUCGUGGUACUCGUCCCAGUAUAGUGACUUGUCAAGAAUCAGUGGGUCAUACUCGUGCCAACAAGCCCCAUCUUUAUUGCGUAAUAACGAGAUGCUUAGUCUGCCAUUGACUCCUACUACCCCUGUUUUUCAGCAAAACACCUCGUACCCUUAGAUUACCAGCAUUUUUUUCUUUGUAGAUUCAUUUUGAUUCAAUUGACUCGAAGUCAUCAUCAGAUUUAAUCGUCAGCACCGGAUUGUAGAAAUUCGUAAAGGAUAGCUUAGAAUGCUUGAGUCGUUGUAUAUUUAAAUUAGAUAUUAACCUUUAUACCGGAACACAAGGAAGAAAAGAAAUCCUGAAAGACUAGAAAGAAAAGACUAGAGCAGCUCGGUCCCUUUGAGAUCGAUAUGGGAGUGUUUUGAUUAGUAUGGGUUUUUAUAAGGGCAGCAAGGGGCACUGUCAGCCAAAGGAGGUACGGAGAAUGCCUUCAUAUGCUUGCACCAUGACGUCAUAUGCCCGCACCUUGUAUGUGUACAGUUGCUAAAUCAGCAUUGUAUUUCAGUAGGGUUGUCAAGAACGGACUUAAAAACGAUUUUUUAUCUAUGUUAAUUCGUCAAAAACCUCAUCAAAGAUUUUUUGCCUUGUUACUUAGUUGGCAUAACGGCCCCAGUACAUUUUUUGAUUGACAUGUUGGUAGCUUAUAAUAGAGAUGAGAUCUCGUAGUGGUUCUCUACCCGUCAGUAAAGUUUUUGUGACGUUAAAUCGUUUUCUUACGUUUGUUUAGGAAGAAACUGUAAUUAUAUUGAAGCACCUAGUUGGAAAAAGCACGUGUUGAUUUUUCAUAAAUGGAUGUUAAUAAUGAUUCUGAAGAUGUUAACAUCGAUUGUUUAUCGGUUA